Molecule: messenger RNA, 246 nt
Organism: Penicillium verhagenii
Lineage: Eukaryota; Fungi; Ascomycota; Eurotiomycetes; Eurotiales; Aspergillaceae
Exons: 1
Coding region: 1-246 (81 amino acids)
Source: RefSeq, a predicted model, not a curated record
AUGAGUACCUCAACUUCCACCAAAUCUUCAAAUACCAGUGUCGUGGAUAUCGAUCCUUCUUUCACUCCUCGAAAUGAUACCAUCUCGCGCAUUAAGCAACAUCUCAAGCGUACCCAGCAAAAAUGGGGACCCCUGAUGGCUGCCAAGGAGUCCUGGGAGGACGAAUACAACUUCCCUCCUGGAAGGUAUGCUGGCCAAGACGACCGGCCGAUCAUUCGCCAAAAAUCCGUUGAUGGUGAGACUUGA